AUGGCAUUUCCCCGGAUCAGCUUCCGAAUUCCCGGACGCCCUGCUAAACGCGCGAAACUCGUUAUUAUAGGAGAUGGCGCUUGCGGCAAAACAUCUCUCUUAUCCGUGUUCACUCUCGGCUACUUUCCUACUCAUUACGUGCCGACAGUGUUUGAGAACUACGUUACCGAUUGUCGCGUCGAUGGCAGAUCAGUCCAACUAGCGCUAUGGGAUACGGCAGGCCAGGAAGACUAUGAAAGACUAAGACCACUGGCAUAUGCUAAAUCGCAUGUCAUCCUGAUAGGUUUCAGCGUCGACAGUCCCGACAGUCUGGAGAACGUACGGCAUAAAUGGAUCGAAGAGGCCAGAGAACGGUGCCCCGACGUACCAAUCAUCCUCGUCGGGUUGAAGAAAGACCUAAGAGAAGACCCAAUGGCAAUCGAAGAGAUGCGCAAGAAGAGCCUUAAAUUCGUGACUCCGCGUGAAGGCGCUGAAAUGGCGCAGUUAUGUGGAGCGCGCAAAUAUCUCGAAUGCUCCAGUCUGACUGGAGAAGGGGUGGACGACGUCUUCGAAGCUGCCACGAGAGCAGCCCUUCUCACGUUUAACGGCAAGCAAGGUGGAGGUGGCUGCUGCGUGAUCCUGUGA
Molecule: messenger RNA, 624 nt
Organism: Exophiala dermatitidis NIH/UT8656
Lineage: Eukaryota; Fungi; Ascomycota; Eurotiomycetes; Chaetothyriales; Herpotrichiellaceae
Product: GTP-binding protein rho2
Exons: 2
Coding region: 1-624 (207 amino acids)
Biological process (GO): small GTPase-mediated signal transduction
Molecular function (GO): GTP binding; GTPase activity
Source: RefSeq, a predicted model, not a curated record